UAAUACAAAUGGCGUCAAAUCGGAUUCAAAUAUCUUCUCACUGCAGUUCAUUCAUUGGCGGCUUUUCUAAUUCCACGUGGCAUUCACUCGCUAAAUCUAAGAUGUACUAUUUAAGUUCAAGAUGAAAUCUUACAUAAAAAUCUUCUUAUUAUCAUUAAUUGAGGGACGAUUACAGUGAAGAAACUCCCAUUCUUUCCACCAUGACAACAACUAAGAAAAAAGUGAAAAUAAUCAGAACAAUAAAUUUGUUUUUAUCAUUUUUUGGUUUGGGUAUGUGUGUGUCCAUUCCUGGACCAACUCUUCUAGAACUUCAACGCACUGUGAAUACUGAUUCUGAACAUAUCAGUUUUAUUUACAUUGCUCGAUCAAGUGGCUAUCUGUUUGGAUCUAUUGUUGCUGGAGUUCUUUUAGAUAGAUUUCGCAAACAGCUCAUUAUAGUUUUUAACUGCUUGUUGAUAGCCAUAUCAAUUGCUGCUAUACCUUGGUGGACUAGACUAUUACCUUUAAUUAUGAAUUUUUUAAUUAAUGGAAUAGCUAUGGGAGCUCUUGACACUGGUAACAAUGUAUACUGUUUGGAUAUCUGGAAAAAAGAAAGUGGUCCCUAUUUACAAGCAUUACACUUCUUCUUUGGUCUUGGAGCAUUUAUUGCACCAUUAAUAGCAGAACCAUUUUUACCUGACAGCAGCAAUAAUCAUGAAAAAAAUUCUACACAUAAUUCUACCUAUUUCACAACUGUUUAUUCAGAAUUAGAUAAUCAUUCCACUUCUAAUUCACCAAAUGAAGAUGGACAUUCUAUUCAUUUUCCAUAUGGAAUUCUAGGCUGUUAUGUUCUUUUUGUGGUAAUUUCUCAUAUUAUUGCUCUUUGCAUUUGGCCAAAAGAGGAAAAGACUGAUAGAAAUGAAGCUACAAAUAACAUUCACAAAUCAAACAUUCCUUUAUAUUCCACCAUUAUUUCUUUAACAGCAUUAUUUAUGUGUAUGUAUUCAGGUUUAGAGAUUGCAUUUGGGCAAUUACUAACUACAUUUGCAGUAAAAGGAAAUCUUCAUUUAUCAGAAUCUACUGGGUCCUUUAUGACAUCUGUAUACUGGGGUACUUAUACUUUUGCUAGGGCAUUUUCUAUAUUUUUAGUCACUUGUACAAAUUUAAUUUGUCCUAUACUAGUUGAUCUGGCAUUGUUUAUAGCUGCAGGUGUCUGUUUAUCACUUUUUGGAGGUUCUUCAGAGACAAUGUUAUGGAUUGGGAUAGCUGUUCUUGGCUUUGGUUUAUCGUCUGUUUUUCCCUCAGUACUUGCAUGGUUAGAAUUUCAUAUUCCACUUAACAGUAAAGUUGCUUCAUUGUUUAUUGUUGGAGUAUCUUUGGGGGAAAUGGUAGUACCAUUGUCAAUUAGCCAUUUCAUUGAUAAACAUUCCAUGGCUUUAAUGUAUGCAACUUUAUUGUUAGGUUGUGGAUCUACAUUAUUGUUUAUAAUAUUAUGGUUACUUAUAAUCAGAUAUAAGAAAACUGAAAAGAUUGAAAAAGAAAAACUCGGUCACUUAUCUACAUCUCAAGAAAAUAUAAAUUAAAUAAUUUAAAAUUAUGAAAUCAAUUUAUUUAAUUUUAGUUUAAUUAUUAUGAUGUUAUAAUGUAAAAUGUUUUA
Messenger RNA from Centruroides sculpturatus (bark scorpion), 1636 nucleotides. Its product is annotated as sodium-dependent glucose transporter 1-like. The transcript is spliced from 5 exons. The record is from RefSeq and is a predicted model, not a curated record. Bases 201 to 1562 code for a protein of 453 amino acids. Lineage: Eukaryota; Metazoa; Arthropoda; Arachnida; Scorpiones; Buthidae. Gene Ontology annotation, biological process: transmembrane transport.